UGAUUAUAUAAUUUUGAAAAAAAAAUUUAGUUAUACCGAAACGUGUUUUUUGCACCCAUGAAUCCAGUAUGGUGGUUCUAUAAAUAAGAAUACCCUUAAGUUCAGUUCUCUAAGUUUCAUCUUUUAACUCAUCUCCUUUACAUACUCUCUCUUUCACAAAAGAAAGAAGCAAAUUUCGAAAAUGAAUUCCGUGAUAACUCUCGUCGUCCCACUCUUACUCGUCUUUUUUUCUUCUCUCCUCUUUGGAGACAUCACUGGAGUGGAGAGCUCAAAGCACCAUCGUCAUCAUCAGCAUCAGCGUAACUCAUACGGUUCAACAAAGCUGUUUGUCUUUGGAAAUUCUAACGUCGAUACCGGAAACCUGCCGAAAAAUUUAUCUGAAGCAUGGAGUGUCCCUUAUGGUAUCACAUACCCCGGUACACCAUCCGGCCGUUACUGUGACGGCCGUGUCUCUACCGAUUAUCUAGCCAAAUUUCUGAGGAUAAAAUCACCCAUCCCUUAUAAACAGAAAGAUCACGCGGGACACGAACAGUUACAAUAUGGAAUGAAUUUUGCGUACGGAGGAACCGGAGUCUUCGACACGGUUUAUAUUAAAGGUUUGGAUAUGACGCAUCAGAUUAGUGUCUUCGAGAAACUCAUUGGCGAUAUCUAUUCUCCAUCCGACCUUUCUUCUUCCGUCGCCCUUGUCAGUAUUGCUGGCAAUGACUACUUUACUCACAUCUCCGACAAUGGCUAUGACUUGAGCAUCUUUCAAUUUGUGAGGCGAGUCAUCAAUCAAAUCGAGGUAAAUUUGAAACGGAUCCACGCCUUGGGAGUGAAAAAGGUAGCAGUACCGUCAUUACAGCCACUCGGGUGCCUCCCCAUGUACACCAGAGGCUUCUCAUACCAGAAGUGCAACGAUGUUAUAAACGCCUUGACAAUCGUACACAACAACGCCUUGCAAAGAGUAGUGGCUAGACUCAACAAGGAGACCAAGCAGUCGCCUUUCAUUUACCUUGACUACUACAAGGCCUUCUUGGCCGUCCUCAAUAACAAAGGAGAGAAUCCAGGGAUUACGAAUUUUAAAAUUCCAUACGAGCCGUGUUGCGGAGGCAAAGGCUAUUGCGGGACUCUGGACGAGAACGGUGGGAAGAAUUAUACCUUAUGCGAAGAUCGUUCGUCUGCUUUCUUCUGGGAUGAAUUUCACCCUACUCAGGAAGGAUGGAAGGCCGUUUACUGGGUUUUGACCAACGACCUAAAAGCACUUUUGGUUUGAUCGAAAACCCGAAAUAUGCUUGUCGUUAAGUGUUUUCUUCUUUUAUAAUUGUUGUCUCUACGUCUUUUGAGUAUGUCUUUCCGUCAGUACUCCUCCAUGCAAGGCUCUGUGUCUCUGUCUUCUUAUUGUGUGUUUAAGAAUAAAAGUGUAAACUUAAGGAAAUAAGAUUGAAAUAAAAACAUCUUUGUAGUUUGUAUUA
Camelina sativa (false flax) is the source of this 1454-nucleotide messenger RNA. RefSeq names its product GDSL esterase/lipase At5g03610. Gene Ontology annotation, molecular function: hydrolase activity, acting on ester bonds. NCBI's taxonomy places the organism in Eukaryota, Viridiplantae, Streptophyta, Magnoliopsida, Brassicales, Brassicaceae. The record is from RefSeq and is a predicted model, not a curated record.